Vespa velutina is the source of this 3634-nucleotide messenger RNA. It is a transcript of the gene ThrRS, whose product is annotated as threonine--tRNA ligase 1, cytoplasmic. The transcript has 5 exons. Gene Ontology annotation, cellular component: cytoplasm. Gene Ontology annotation, molecular function: threonine-tRNA ligase activity; ATP binding. Gene Ontology annotation, biological process: threonyl-tRNA aminoacylation. The record is from RefSeq and is a predicted model, not a curated record. Bases 260 to 2425 code for a protein of 721 amino acids. Lineage: Eukaryota; Metazoa; Arthropoda; Insecta; Hymenoptera; Vespidae.
CGAUCAUCGAUUGAUUUAUAUUAUAACAUAUGAAUUAUAAUUAUCAUAAUUUUCAUUAAAUUUAAUCAUUCUAGAGAAAUUAUUAUAUAUAAUUGACGAACAACGGUGAAAAAGAUUUAAAUAGAACAAAUAAGUAUAGUGUGAAUACAACAUGGUUGACAACGUGGUAUCAUCCGAUGUGCAAACUUUAAAUAUUAAGGAAGAAAAGGCACGGGUCAUAUAAUUAUCAUUUCGUUUAUAUCUUUAAUUUUUAAAAAUCAUGUUGACGUCUUUGCGAUUUUACGGUUAUAGGAUCAUUUACAGUGGUACUAGACGGAAGUACGCUUGGGUUUGUUAUAAAGCAAAAAUGAAGCCAGGAAAAGAGAAAAAAGUUGCAGUUGAAAAGAAUUCAAUUUGUGAAUUAAAUCCAUGGCCUGAAUAUAUACAAGAACGUAUAAUAUUAUGGGAUAAAUUAAAAGCUGAAUACGAUGCUGAAAUUGCUAAUAAAGAAUCAGAAGAGAUAAUUGUGACGCUUCCAGAUGGGAAAGAAAUUACCUGCCAAUCAUGGCGUACUACACCAUAUGAAAUUGCAAGGAAUAUUAGUCAAGGACUAUCGGAUAGUAUUGUAAUAGCAAAGGUUAAUAAUGAACUUUGGGAUCUCGAUAGACCUUUGGAAUACAAUUGUAAACUUCAACUUCUUAAAUUCGACGAUCCAGACGCACAACAAGUUUUCUGGCAUUCUAGUGCUCAUAUCCUUGGAGAAGCCAUGGAAAGAAUAUAUGGUGGUUGUUUAUGUUAUGGACCUCCAAUUGAAAAUGGUUUUUACUAUGACAUGUACCUUGGUGAUAAAGGUAUAUCUAAUUUAGAUUUUCCUUCUUUGGAAACUUUAUAUAAGGGAAUAGUUAAAGAAAAGCAACCAUUUGAAAGGCUCGAAAUGAAAAAGGAAGAUUUAUUAGAAAUGUUCAAGUAUAAUGAAUUUAAAAUACGAAUUUUAAAUGAUAAAGUACAUACUCCUACUACUACGGUUUAUAGAUGUGGCCCAUUGAUCGACUUAUGUAGAGGUCCACAUAUUAGGCAUACGGGAAAAGUUAAAGCUAUUAAAGUUACCAAAAAUUCUUCAACCUAUUGGGAAGGUAAUGCGGAAGCAGAAUCAUUGCAAAGAAUAUAUGGAAUAAGUUUUCCUGAUACUAAACAAAUGAAAGAAUGGGAAAAAUUUCAAGAAGAAGCUGCUAAACGUGAUCAUAGAAAAAUUGGAAAGGAACAAGAAUUAUUCUUUUUCCAUGAACUUUCACCGGGUUCUUGCUUCUUUCAACCACGUGGCGCUUAUAUUUAUAACACUUUAAUCGAAUUUAUUCGUGGUGAAUAUAGAAAGAGAGGUUUUCAAGAGGUUGUCUCCCCUAAUAUUUAUAAUAGUAAAUUAUGGCAAACUUCUGGUCAUUGGCAACAUUAUGCAGAUAAUAUGUUUUCAUUUGACGUUGAGAAGGAAACGUUUGCAUUAAAACCAAUGAAUUGUCCAGGUCAUUGUAUGAUUUUUGACGUACGAAAUAGAUCUUGGCGUGAAUUGCCUUUAAGAAUGGCAGAUUUUGGUGUAUUACAUCGUAAUGAAUUAUCUGGCGCAUUAACCGGUCUUACUAGAGUUAGACGUUUUCAACAAGAUGAUGCACAUAUAUUUUGCACGAUAGAUCAAAUCAAGGAUGAAAUGUUAGGAGCAUUGGAUUUCCUACGUCAUGUAUAUUCUGUAUUUGGUUUUACAUUUAAUUUAUGUUUAUCUACGCGCCCUGAAAAAUAUUUGGGAGAUUUGGCUCUUUGGGAUUUAGCAGAAAAAGCAUUGGAGGACAGUUUAAAUGCUUUUGGAGAAUCGUGGAAAAUAAAUCCUCAGGAUGGUGCUUUUUAUGGUCCUAAAAUUGAUAUAACAAUUAUGGAUGCUUUAAAAAGAUCACAUCAAUGUGCUACGAUACAAUUAGAUUUUCAAUUGCCAAUUAGAUUUAAUUUAUCGUACAUCAAUGAAUCAGGCGAAAAGACAAGGCCAGUAAUUAUUCACAGAGCUAUAUUGGGUUCUGUAGAAAGAAUGAUCGCUAUCCUUACCGAAUCUUAUGCAGGAAAGUGGCCAUUUUGGCUAUCACCAAGACAAGUAAUGGUGAUUCCUGUUGGAACACCUUUUGAGGAAUAUGCGAUUGAAGUUAAAACAAAACUUUGGGAGGCAGGUUUUAAUGCAGAAGUUGAUACUGAUUCUAGUGAUACGAUGAACAAAAAAAUUCGUAAUGCUCAAUUGGCACAAUUUAACUUUAUACUUGUUGUUGGAGAGAAAGAACGAAACGCAGGAACUGUGAACGUUCGUACGAGAGAUAACGUUGUUCACGGUGAAAUUAAAACGGAGGAUUUAAUCGAAAAGUUUAAAUUAUUUAAAGAAAGGAAAGACCGUAACUGCGAGGAAAGGUUUCAAUAAAUCUACUUUCUUUAUCAAGACAAUUUAUUUAUAUGUAGGUAAUAUCACUAAGCUUGAAAAAGUUAUAAGAUACGAUCUUAAUGCACUUUAAAAUAUUGGAAUAAAUCCUUUUCUGCAAUAUAUAUAUAUAUAUUCUUAAAUAUUUCAUAUAAUUAGCUAGUUAGGUAUACAGAAGAGGGAAAUAAUUUAGUAUGUUUUUUCGUACGCGAAUAAUUAUUAAGUGACAAAUUUAUAUAAACAGCUCAUUUGAAAAAGGAAAAAAACAAAGAAGAAGAAGAGAAAAGAAAACGAAGAUUAAUCUAUCCUUUUGUUUCUUAUUAGAACAUUAUAGUCUGAACAGAAGUGUAAUAGUGUCUGAUUAAGAAACAUGUUUUGCAUAUAAGGAAAACCCACUCCCCCUCCAGAAAAAAAGACAACAAGAAAAAAGAAAAAGAACAGAAAGAAAGGGGAUAAGGAAUAAAAAAAAAAAAAAAGUGCUUCAGAUCAUUAGAAUUCACAAUAUUUCAUAUAUGACAUAAUAUAUUUAUGAAAAGUUUUUGCCAUAUCCUAACUUUGGUAUUCAAUUAUGGAACUUCACAUUGUAAUUCAGCAUCAUAAAACGAUAAUCUUUUGCAGUAGAUAGAAACAAAAAAAAAAACAAACAAGAGGAAUGUGUCUUGUAAAAAAAAAAAAAAAAAAAAAAAAAAAAAACCCAAAAAAAAAAAAAGAAAAAGUACAUACAUACAAUUUUCAAAAGGAUAGCUCAACAAGUUGCCUUGUUAAAAUUGAAAUAAUAGAAAGAGAAAAUAGAUGUUGAUUGCUUACAUUUUCACAUAAUCAAUAUAUGAUAUAAUAUUAUGAGUUUGUGAUUUGAAAUGUUCAUCUCAAUGGCUGUGCUCCAUAAUUUACAAGUAGUUAACACGUUGAUAACGUGUAUAACUGCUUUGAAUACAUUUUAGGAAUAAAAUGCACUCCAGUCUUCAGAGAAAGGAUUUCCAGCAUUUUUAUAAGAAACAUAAAAAAAAAAAAACAAAAAAAAAAAGAAGAGAAAAGACAAAUAAGAAUCUUUGAAAAUAGUAUAUAGUAACCAUUUUGAUUCCUACCAUUGAAUACAAAUGUGAUCUUUAAUUUUCUUUUUAUUUUUAUUUUUUAUUUCUUUUUUUUUUUUUUCUCUCUCCUUUGAUUCCUUUAUCAAGCACUAUUCAAAUAAAACUCACAAUCGCUUUUUCA